This is a messenger RNA of Eriocheir sinensis (Chinese mitten crab), 2802 nucleotides long. RefSeq lists its product as uncharacterized. The coding region runs from base 212 to 1981 and encodes 589 amino acids. The transcript is spliced from 4 exons. The record is from RefSeq and is a predicted model, not a curated record. Lineage: Eukaryota; Metazoa; Arthropoda; Malacostraca; Decapoda; Varunidae.
UGAGAGUGGGAAGACCAACACGUGGGUGACCUCUCGCUUCUCUGUUCAGUCAUUAAUUUUCCUUAUUUGGUAACUGUGCAAACCCGAGCCAGGAGUUUUCUUUUCUCAUGAGCGCUGUUGCCGGUGAAUAAGUCUCGUUUUGGAAGGGUUAUAUAGAUGAUUCGUCGCUGUUUUCUGUUCGGCUUUUGUUUAUAUUCUUUGGUUUAUUAGGAUGGCGAGUGGAGGACGACUGGUGGUGAUGGUGAUGAUGAUGGUGGUGGUGGUGAUGACGGUGGUGGUGGUGGUGCAAGGGAAACCAUCGCAGCAUCUUCACACUAUAAGAUUCUGGGCAGAUGGUGAUGGACUGAAGAGGCUGGAGGGAGGGAUGACUGAGGAGGAUGACGAAGGAAGAGGAGGAGGAGGAGAAACUUGGAGGAGGAUAAAGAGACAAGCUGAAGGUGACGAAGAAGGCGACGAAGGGGCAGAUUACCUCGAGAAUGAAGAUUACGUUGAAAAUGAGAACGACAACGCUGAAGAAGACGGAAGAGACGGAGAGGAAGGAGGAGAAGGAACAGGAGCAGAAGGAGGAGCAGGAGGAGGAAAUGAAGCAGGAGCAAGAACAGGAGAAAGAGAAGACGUCACAGGAGGAGCAAUCAUCGAAGUAAACACGGAGGGAACCACAGCAGCAGCAGGAGGAAACAACACAAACGGGGCAGCAGCAGGAGGAGCAGGAGGAGAAACAGGUGGAGGGAACACAGGAAACGAAGGCGAAGAGGAGGAGGAGGACGACCUGGGGGAAACUACUAAUGCCUCAGUGUCCCCGUCAACGCCAGGUGCAGGAAGCUUAGGCUCCACCCGCAGCUCAGUCUCAUCCACGCCCAUGCCCACCAACUCUACUGUCUCUUCCUCUGCCUCCUCUACCCCCGUCACCUCCUCCUCCCCCUUCUCCUCUUCCACCCUCAGCACAACGCCCUCCAUCCGCGCUGAGUCCUCUACCUCCACCCAGAGCACCACCCGCGCCCCCUCUGUCUCCACCUCCACCCCCGGCAGCUACAGGGACGGCGCCCGUUGGAUGUGGAAGGGGAAAGGUGACGGCGGGUCAGGAGGGACACGUUCAGGCUUGUCCGCGUCCCCCAACGGAGGCAUCGCGCAGCAGGGCAAUGCGUUCGGGGUGUUCGCUCAGAGCCUCGGCCAGAGUGGGAGCGGCUUGGGCGGCAGCGGCGUCCAACAGAGCGGCGGCGAUUUUGGUGCCGUCAACAGUGGAAGUAAUGCAUUUGGCGUACUAAACGGAGGAACACAACAGAACAGUAAUCCCUUUGGUGUUUUGAACGGAGGAGGACAACAGAACAGUAAUCCCUUUGGUGUUGUGAACGGAGGAGGACAACAGAACAGUAAUCCCUUUGGUGUUGUGAACGGAGGAGGACAACAGAACAGUAAUCCCUUUGGUGUUUUGAACGGCGGAGGACAACAGAACAGUAAUCCCUUUGGUGUUGUGAACGGAGGAGGACAACAGAAUAGUAAUCCCUUUGGUGCUAUUAACGGCGGCCCUCAACAAGUCAAUAAUCCCUUUGGUGUCGUUAACGGCGGAGCACAGCAAGGCGUUAGUGGUUUCGGCGUCACUGGUUUGGGAGGACAGCAACUUGACAACGGCUUGGGCCCGGCAGACAUCGGUGCACAGCAAGGGUUCGGUGCGACGCCUUUCGGAACACCAAUCAACCAGUUACCAAUCAACCACAUUCCUGGCUACGGUCGACCACAUUUCCAUCCCUACUACGGUGUCCCCGGCUACGGCUUGCCCGGCCCCCUCUUCAGGCAGGUCGCCACGCCACGCAAGUCCAAAGCAAAAUCCGCCGUAGGGAACCAAGCGAGUCAGGGGAAGCAAGAUAGGCAAGGGAGUGAAGGGGAGCAGGAGCAAGGGACAAACACAACCAAGGAAGCCUCAGGGAAUAACGCCCCACGAAAAGAGAAAGGGACAAGAAGGCGAUGGAUUUGGGGACGAUGAGGAAAAAGCAGAAACUCUUAUUCUCUUUCCCCAACCCUCCCUACCCCCAGAGAGCCCAGUCCCCAGCCUCUGUUUCCCCAGUCCCCUCCCUUUCCCAAACCCACAGCCUCGGACACAGAAAUAUCAUCAGUAACAAGCCUCGAACGUCACUCUUAGCAGAAACAUUUUAAGAACUCCUUCCUGACAGCAUCUGAAACAUCACAUUUUUACUUUCUUUUUUCAUUGGGUCUUGUUUUUUUCAUUUGUUUCUAUUUCUAGUUUUAUCUUCUCUCUCUUUCUAUCUUUUUAUAUAUAUCUUUUCUGACCCACUUGUCUGCUUGAUUCUCUCUUCUUCAUCGUUUUCCUCUACCAUUCUUUCCGAUCUCUCUCGCACAGCUUCACUCCCUACUCCCUAAUCUCCCCCUCCCAACCUCCCACCUACCCAUUCUCUCUUCUUCCUCGUCUUCCUCCCACUUUUCCUCCCAAGCUCUCGACAUGCUUCACUCCGUACUCCCUGAUCUACCCCUACCAACCUCCCACCUCCCCAUUCUAUCAUCGUUUUCCUCCCACUUUUCCUUCCAAGCUCUUGCCCUGCUUCACACCCUACUCCCUAAGCCUCCUCCUCCUCCUCACCCCCCACUCUCUCUCUCUCUCUCCCAAGCAUACACAUACGCUAGGACGCUCUAAGCUCCUCCAGCGCCGCGGUAAAGCUUCGUAAUGGCACGGGCUUCCCAGAAUGCAACGGACGCUAAACACCCUCGCAAUAUAUUUCUCGGUCGUUUCCAGUUUUCCAGCCGCUCGCCUCGCUGCAAUAAAUGUUCCCCCUGAAUGUAUGUCGUUUU